UGAUUAUAUUCUUAAAUGGACUCCAGAAACAAUUUUAAAAUCAUUAGGUGAUGCAUUACAAAGAAAUAUUAGACCAUUUACAAAAUUACCAAAGGAUGAAAUUAAAGCUAUAAGAAAAUUUAUAAUUGAAAAUUGGCAUGAGUUUUCAACAAGUAAUGGAACUUUGGUUAAAUCGGAAUUUCGUAACGCUUUGCGCAAAUUACCUAUAUGGCCUACAGCUCCAAAUGGUGAAAAAUACAAAAGUACAACUGAUGGAUUACUUGCACCAAAAAAUAUUGAAAUAUUAUCACCUAAAUCAAAAUGUUAUCCAGAUAAAUUCUUCCUUCAUGUAAAAAAUGAUGUUUGGCGAAAGAUACUAGAAGCGUUAAAUACUCCUUACAUAGAUCUUAUUAAUUAUUUAAAAAAUCAUUAUACAUUUCCAAAAGAAUAUGAAGAAAAAUAUUUUAAAUUUAUAAAAAGUGUUUUAAAAUCAAGUAAUUUCCAGGAAAUCGAAAUUUGGAUCAGAGAUAAACCUGUGAUUCCAAAUAGGUUAAAUAAGAAACUUAAAACCGCAAGGGAUCUUUAUGAUUAUAACACUUAUUUAUUUCGUAUAACAUUUGAAGGAACUGAUCGUUUUCUUCAUGAUGAAUUCCAAAAUGAUUCAACUUAUUUAAAUAUUAUUAAGAGAAUGGGUUUUAAAUAUCAAAUAAAUAGGCAGACUUUUCUUGAAUGCGCAAGAGCAAUUAAAAAGCAAUCCUCGGAACCAAAACACAAUCCUAGCGAUUUAAUAGUUCGUGCUACAACUGUAGUUCAUUAUCUAUAUGAUAAUAUAGAUGAAUUAAGUUAUUCCGAUGCUGAAUAUGAAGAAUUAGCUUUAAUACCUUUCAUUCCAGCUGAUUUAUCUAUCGAAACUCCUUAUUCAGAAAAUGCCGUUAAAUCUAACGAACUUGAAUGUCUUAAUUCAUUAUGUUUACCUAAAUAUAAAAAUAUUGCUUUUACUCAAGUAGCAUUAUUUCACACUGCAAUAAUUCCUAAACCUACAUCACCAAUAUUAACAAAAUAUAAAAGAUUCGGAAAGCCAAGUGCAACACAAGUUCUUGCACAUUUACGUGAAGUAGCAUUUAAUUUAUUAAGAUCUAGUCAAUGGAGAUAUGAAGAAUACCUUUUUAAAAAGAUGCUUGAUGAAAUUUAUAAUGCACUUAAUGAAGAAUGUGAAGAUGAAUAUUCUACUAUUAAUGAACAAGAUUUUAAAAGUGAUGAAAAGAUUUUCUUAAAUAUAUAUCCAACUGAUGAUGCUUUUGAUGAAUCAAAUUGGAAAUCAGCAGAUGAAUUAAUUGUUGGUGUUAGUUUAUCUGAAGAAAAAUUUGUAAAACCUAGCCUUGCGAAAUAUAAAAAAUUAUUGGAAGUAGCAGGAUCCGGUACUCUUAGAUCUGGAGAAGACUUUGAUGAUGAUUUAUCUCAGGAUGAUGAUUAUGAAAAAGUGAAUAAACAAGGUGAAAUACUUUUGAAGUCACUUCAACAAUCGUUAAAAAAUGGAUUAUCUGAACCUCUUAAUGAUGUGAUAUUUAUUGUAAAAGAUCAAAAGAUUGCUGCAAAUAGACUUGUACUUUCAUCUGCCGCAGAUCAUUUUAAACAUUCAUUCUCAAGACAAUAUAGGGAUGGUAAUCCAUUAGAAGUAGCUACUAUUCCUGGUUAUGAUAUUGAGCCAGAUUCAUUUAGAGUUUUAUUAAAUUAUUUAUAUGGCAUUUCACUUGAUACAGCUAUUGCGCCUAAAGGUGUAAAGAAAUAUAAUUAUAAAAGUAUAGAUGAAGAUUGGUAUCAUGAAGAAGAAAAUGAAAGACAAUUUAAAAUUUUAAUGGAUCUUUUAGAAGCAUCUGAUUAUUAUAACAUAAUAAAUUUAAAAAAUGAGACAGUAAGAAAACUUUUUGAUUACGUGAAACUUUGUAACGUUGAAGAAGUUCUUGAGCAUGCAAAUGAUUAUAAUGCUGAUUCAUUAAUUAAAUAUUGUAACAAAUUUAUUGAAAAUAAUCAAUCUUUUCUCUAA
This is a messenger RNA of Scutellospora calospora, 2023 nucleotides long. NCBI's taxonomy places the organism in Eukaryota, Fungi, Glomeromycota, Glomeromycetes, Diversisporales, Gigasporaceae. The record is from the annotation of a GenBank genome assembly.